CAAGUCGUCGAUCAUACCAUUGAUAUGGCCAUCGCAUGGAACUUCAAAGAGAUUGUUCUCAAGGCUUACGAAUGGCUGGCAGAAAACUAUCAGAAAGACGAUCGGAUAUUCCUGCUCGGGUUCUCUCGCGGCGCUUAUCAAGUUCGUGUUAUCGCAGGGAUGUUAGAAAAGGUUGGCCUCCUCAGGAAAGGAAACAAUAGGCAGAUACGUUUGUGCGAGGAGCGCAGUGCAAGUGCAGGCCGCGCCAUACGGGACGAAUCCCCGAAAGAACGGGAACCAGAGGCUCCUUCGCCCGAAGACCUGUGCAAACACUUCAAGUCGACCUUGUCGCGCGAAAACGUGAAGGUUCACUUUGUCGGUGCAUGGGAUACUGUAUCAUCCGUCGGCGUUGCUAGAGGUCCUACGCUACCCGAAACCACCACCGGGAUGUCGCACGUCUGUGUAUUCAGACAUGCGCUGGCACUCGACGAACUGCGGGUCAAGUUUCUGCCCGAGUACGCUAACGGAGGAGCUGGACCGAAGGAAAGCAAGGGCAACGUCAAAGAGGUAUGGUUCGCAGGCUCUCACUCAGAUAUCGGGGGAGGGAACUUACCGAAUCUUGAGAGCGACCGUUUCGGACCAGCGCUUCGCUGGAUGACGUCCGAAGCCACGCUAUGGGGGCUUCGGAUGAAAGCCGAUAGGGGCAAGUGGUACCCGUCACAACUGACCAAGUCUAUGAACUGGUUCUGGUGGUUCCUGGCUUCCCUGCCGAUCAAGCGACUAUCGUACGAAGACGCGGAGAGCACAAAGAGAUGGCAAGUUCGCCCUUUGGCUUCCGAUAUCCUCAUACACGAGUCUGUCUCCGACGUCGGGGAGACCUACACACCUCGGGCUCGGCUCCCACCUACCUACCCGGUAGGCUGGAAUUUUGACGAGCUGAAGUUCAAAGGGAGGAUAGAAGAAGACACCUACGUCUCCGCCCGUGCAAUCAUCGGCGCUCUUAAAGAAAGUGGCACUCUUACCGAGAGGCAAAUACAGCGGCUGGCGGAUCUGCCUUCGUCAGGUAAGAAUCGGUCAGAUCAUGGACGACAGCUCAUUAUCGACUACCCAAACUCCUGUACAGUAUUGCUCGCCGCGCUUGAACGAGAAUACGGACGCGAAGAUAGAGAAAUGCAAACAAACCUGCUCACAAGCGUUGCGAUGGCAAUGACAGCGUUUCACUUGGUGCCUCAUGCACAGACGCGCGCAGUAUCCAAGCUACGGCGUAUAGUAGACAUGAUUGAACGAAAUACCCCCGAGAAAAUGUCCGCUGCAAAUCAUCUCCUGAAGGUGUUCCGUGACAGUAAGAGAGAAAUCCGCGAGCCUUUACGGGGGCACACUAAUGGGGUCAACUCCGUGUCAUUUUCCCCCGAUGGAAAGCGCCUUGCCUCGGCCUCAUGGGACAAAACCGUGCGACUGUGGGACGUGCAGACAGGGCAGCCGAUCGGGCAGCCGCUCGAAGGGCAUACGUGGCUGGUUACGUGUGUCGCAUUCUCACCCGAUGGCGACCGCAUCGUCUCGGGCGCAUGGGACAAGACACUCCGACUCUGGGACGCGCAGACGGGACAGGCCAUCGGCAAGCCUUUACGGGGUCACUCUGACUGGGUUUGGAGUGUCGCAUUUUCACCGGAUGGGAGGCACGUCGCCUCUGGAUCCGAAGACAGCACGAUUCGACUCUGGGACGCCGAGACAGGCCAGCCAGUCGGGGACCCGCUGCGAGGCCACGAUAGCUACGUUUUCUCGGUCGCAUAUUCCCCCGAUGGCGCGCGCAUCGUCUCGGGGUCCAGUGACAACACGAUCCGGAUCUGGGACGCUCAGACGAGACGGACUGUGCUGGGGCCAUUGCAUGGGCACGGAAAAGGCGUCCCAUCCGUGGCAUUCUCGCCGGAUGGCAAGCACAUCAUCUCGGGCUCCGCCGACGGCACGAUACGGAUAUGGGACGCGCAGACGGGACACACCGCGGCGGGGCCUUGGGAAGCUCACGGUGGGGUCAUCUCCGUUGCGUUCUCGCCCGACGGAAAGCGCGUCGUCUCGGGCGGCGUCGACAACAGGGUGAAAAUAUGGGACACGGAGAUCGGUUGGGCUGGUUUGGGAUGUCAGAAUGGGAUUGUUUGCUAG
Punctularia strigosozonata HHB-11173 SS5 is the source of this 2136-nucleotide messenger RNA. RefSeq names its product WD40 repeat-like protein. Lineage: Eukaryota; Fungi; Basidiomycota; Agaricomycetes; Corticiales; Punctulariaceae. The transcript has 10 exons. The record is from RefSeq and is a predicted model, not a curated record. The annotation marks the transcript as partial. Gene Ontology annotation, molecular function: protein binding. Gene Ontology annotation, biological process: negative regulation of transcription by RNA polymerase II. Gene Ontology annotation, cellular component: nucleus; transcription repressor complex.